Molecule: messenger RNA, 1561 nt
Organism: Cladocopium goreaui
Lineage: Eukaryota; Dinophyceae; Suessiales; Symbiodiniaceae
Source: the annotation of a GenBank genome assembly
AGGGCACGAGAUUUCCUCGGUGUCCACCCCGUUUCGGGGCCCGAAACACCAGCCACCAGGGCCCGCAGGGCGCAGAAACGCAGGAGCGCAGGGAGGCAAUGGCCAUGAGCUUCGCAAGUGAACGAGGCAGUGGCAUUCUCUUGUCGAGGGUUAGGUUGUCCUCCGUGGAACUCUCUCAGUUCGAUAAGAAACCCAAUGCGCCACCUGUGUGGCCAGCCGUGCUGACCAGCUUCCUCCACUGCGUCAGCCUGGGUGCUGCGCUCAUGACAUGGCUGAGGGUCUGUGAGCAUGUGGUGAGCCCAUAUGUAGAGGAAAAGGACGUGAAAGAUGCAGUGAAAGUGGCAGCGCAGACCUACUAUGGGCGCCUGCUGGCAGUGAAUGCCAUAUGUGAGCUGGUCACCAGUCAGUUUGUAGGGGUGGCGAGCGACAAGCAUGGCCGACGCCCAGUGCAGGUGGCAGCACAGCUGGGACAAGUCAUUGACUACCUCCUUGCCGCACUGUGUUUACCAUCGUUCGGUUAUAUCGGGCAGCUGAAGGAGGGAGCGUGGUUUAUCUUAUUUUUCUCCCGCGGUAUAGCUGGCUUGCUGGGAAACUACAAAGUCAGCCUACAGUCCUACACUGCGGACAUCUCGACUGUUGAAGAGUGCCCUACUCGAAUGGCAUAUCUUGGCGGAGCGCUUGUCACAGGGAUGUGUGCAGGAAGCAUGUUGGCCACCGCAGUCGGCGUCUCCAAGAUCUCCUUCCGGUGGAGUUUUUUGGCGGCCACGGCCAUCAAUGUGGGCAUCAUUGCCCUAGUCGUCGUCAAGUGGCGCGACAUUGCGCCUCGGAAAGAUUACACCUGGCGAGAGGCGAACCCUUUCGCCAGUUUCCAUUUGCUAGGCACCAAUCGGGCCAUGGCGAUGUACUCUGCACUUGUCUUCCUCAGCUCUUUUUCCCUCAAUAUGUUCAGCAGCACUUUGGUGUCUUACUGUGAAACCUUUCUGAACAUGGACACUCCGACCUUCUCCGCACUUGUCAUGAUGUGGACUCUUGAAUCUGCCAUUUGCCUCGGCAUUGUGCAGCCAGCACUUGUCCGAGAAGUGGGUGAAAUUGCGACCUUGCAAUUGUCUUUCCUUUGCAUGAUCGUCUUUUAUGUGCUCUUCUGUCUGUUGACCCCGGAGAACUCAGCAUGGGUCUUCGUCAUUAUGAUUCUUUUCUCGAUGGGCUCCAUCACCUAUCCCUUGGCAGUAAGCCUUGCCACCAGAGAACUGCCGCCAGAGCUGCAAGGGAGUUUGCAGGGGGCCGUUUCCGUCUUGGAGACCGUGGCAAAGAUUAUUGCGCCUCUAUUGGCCUCCGAUGUGAUCAUUCCUGCCUACUCAGAGCCAGGGCAGUUCUAUGGGAUGGUGUACUUUGUGGCAGGGCUGUUGUUGGUACCCAGCCUUUGGCCGUGCCAUGAGCUUUACAAAUUGACUGCGCGCAUGAAUCCAGAUCGCACCGUGAUGCUGGAAGAGAUUGGCGGGUAAAUUUCCUGCUGUUGAUGUCUUGAACUGAAGGCAUGUCAUGGAUUCGCUCUGUGAAAAAC